CGCCCGUCCACGGCUUGCGCGGCCCACCAAUGGCAGCGGCGCUGGGCUGGAGGGUGCCCACAUCCAAGAUGGCGCCCCCGGGAGCUGGGAGCGGGUGACCGGCGGUGGGGAAGCGGCCUGGGUCGGCCCUCGGAUUGAGGGGUCCUGGGGGCAUCUCGCCGGGCACCCCGCCCUGGCCCGCCUGCGAGGCCUUCCCUGGGCCAAAGCAAUGGCCGCCGAGAACAGCAAGCAGUUUUGGAAGAGGAGCGCUAAGCUGCCGGGAAGCAUCCAGCCUGUGUAUGGAGCACAGCACCCGCCUCUGGACCCUCGGCUCACCAAAAAUUUCAUUAAAGAACGGUCAAAAGUCAACACGAUUCCUCUGAAGAAUAAGAAGGCCUCCAGUUUUCAUGAGUUUGCCCGCAAUACCAGUGAUGCUUGGGACAUUGGUGAUGAUGAGGAAGAGGACUUUUCCUCACCUUCUUUCCAAACUCUGAACUCAAAAGUUGCUUUGGCAACUGCAGCUCAAGUUCUAGAAAACCACAGCAAGCUGAGGGUAAAACCGGAACGGUCCCAGUCAACGACAUCCGAUGUUCCUGCCAACUACAAGGUCAUAAAGUCCAGCAGUGAUGCCCAGCUCUCCAGAAACUCCAGUGAUUCGUGCCUGAGGAACCCGCUCCACAAACAGCAGUCGCUCCCUCUCCGGCCCAUCAUCCCCCUCGUUGCCCGGAUCUCAGACCAGAACGCUUCUGGGGCUCCCCCGAUGACCGUCCGGGAGAAAACCCGCCUAGAAAAAUUCCGUCAGCUUCUCUCCAGCCACAACACUGACUUAGAUGAACUGAGGAAGUGUAGCUGGCCAGGGGUUCCCAGGGAGGUUCGACCUGUAACCUGGAGACUCCUGUCGGGCUAUCUCCCAGCAAACACUGAGAGGAGGAAGUUGACCCUGCAGCGGAAGAGGGAGGAAUAUUUUGGCUUCAUUGAACAGUAUUAUGACUCUCGAAAUGAGGAACAUCACCAGGAUACCUACAGACAGAUUCACAUUGACAUUCCGAGGACGAAUCCUCUCAUUCCGUUGUUCCAGCAACCGCUUGUACAGGAGAUCUUUGAAAGAAUUCUAUUCAUUUGGGCCAUCCGACACCCUGCCAGUGGGUAUGUCCAGGGAAUUAAUGACCUGGUCACUCCAUUCUUUGUCGUCUUCCUCUCAGAAUAUGUGGAAGAGGAUGUGGAGAACUUCGAUGUGACCAACUUGUCUCAGGACAUGCUGCGAAGCAUUGAGGCCGACAGCUUUUGGUGCAUGAGCAAGCUGCUGGAUGGGAUCCAGGAUAACUACACCUUUGCACAACCAGGGAUCCAGAAGAAGGUCAAGGCACUGGAAGAGCUUGUCAGCCGGAUCGAUGCUCCCUUCCUAGCCGUGGCCCUUUCCAGCGCACUCAGUGCCGUUGGCAGCACCAGCACCCUUCCACGUCACGUCUCAGCGGGAAGGUGAGGUGGGAACUCUGCUGCGAUCUCAAGUUCUUCUUUCCCCCUAGUUUCCUAUCUGCAAGUUCUAUCACUUCUCUCAGUCUCUCUCCUCAGGUCACUCCUUCUCCAUUUCUCUAGCCACAGCUUUAGUACAGCCAUUCCUAGAUUUCUGCAGCUUCCUUCUAGAAGGGCUUGCCUCGUCCAUAUUCUUCCCUCUUCCAAACUAUGUCAUGCAGCUGCAUCUUUCUAAAGCUCUGCUCUGGUCAGGCCCCUCCCCUGCUCUGACGCCUCCUGCUGCUCUCCAUUGCUUAGCCUCCGGCUUGUCUUAGAGCUCCUGGGCCGGACCCCGGGUCCUCCAGUCUGCCCGACAGCCCCGCAGGACUUUCUUUCUGUCUCUCCCUGUGACCUGUGUGGGCUGGGGAGACUGAGAUGUGGCUGUUCCUGAAGCAGAUGUUGUUGAGGAACAGGAGCCUUACAGGAAUUCUUUGGCUUUGGCCUGGAAUCAUGGAAUGUGAGAACUCAAAGGCAACUUGGGAAGCUCUACUGCUGACUGAGGGAAAAACCGAGGCCCGGGCAGAGAAGUCGGAAUUAAGUCUCACGUGGGAUACAUAGAACCUGACAGUGAGGUCGUCUCACGUGGGAUCUCUAGCAGCCGUUCAGCGGUGGCAGCUGCCUUAGGACUCUACCUGGUACCACACCAACUGACCAGUGUCGUGUCCUGGUUUUCCUACUCACGGGUUUUCUACUCCACCCAAGCAAAGCCUUCAUCCCCCACCCCCACCCCCACACAGCAGUUGUAUAGCUUUCUCUCUGCUAAAACCUUCCUUGGUUUGUUCCACUCACUCCGGCAUCCUUUGUGACUUAGAAUUUCAAUCUUCCAAUCUCAUUGGUCCAUUCACAGCUGUUUCAUACAAGUCACAUGUGGGAUGCUUUUUCUCUGUGUCUUGUUGCCCUGGCCCAGCUGUUACCCCCACGGUGCAGGCUGCUGGCAUCCCUCACCGGGAGCCUCGUGCGGGCGCGCUGCCCUCUCCUGGGCUAAGCUGGCGCCGGAGGCUGGGCGUUAGUCAGGUUCCAGAGGGCAGAGGCUGUGGUUUCUGCCACUGUCUGUCCUAUCGUCAUUUCUUCUGCCCUUAAAAAUACCAGAUAAAUACCAGAUAAAUAAAGGUUUAGUACUUUAGGAUAGUAGAUUUUUUUUAAAUAUGUAUAUUUUUAUUGUUUCUUUGCCAACUCAGAAAAACAUGAAAUUAAAAGUAGAAAUCCUCCCCAUUCCUUAGAUUCUUCUCCCCAGAAAUAACCAUUGUUUAUAGUUCUUCUUUCAAGAACUGUAUUAAAUAUUUACCACAUGCCAGGUGUCACUGUAAGCAGUUUAUUUGUAUUUUCUCAUUUUAUCUUCCCGAAAACCCUCUGAGGCGUGAAUGAUUAUCCUCAUUUUAUGGAUUAGGAAGCUGAGGAGGACAGUGAUUUAAAAAAACAAUCCUUUUAAGCAUUAUCUGAAGGGCUGUCACGGAGAGCAGGCAUCAGGUGUGUUCGGGGGGCCCAGAACACCACAGGGACACCAGAGGGCGGUGUGGGAGGUGGCCGCUUUCUGUGGACUAUGAAGAAGCGCUGUCUGGUGCGUCGGCUCACACAGCAGUGGAGGAGGCCGCCGUGAGCCGCGUCGGGGACCCCUCUCACUGGCAGUGGUUAAGUCCCUGCUGGCUGGCCAUCUGUCGGGGACGCUGAAGAGGAACUCCUCACUGGAAGGGGGAUGGCCAAGGUGACCACCGAGGUUCUUUUCCAUCCCGGCUCCUUCUCCGAUGAGUAAUGAGGUCAAACAGCCAAGCGAACCUUAUGCCUCCUGCUCUGCGGCAGGGCAGCCCUGCGAGGGAGGAGGGGCACCUGGCACUGCCGGGUGUUGAAAUAGUACGAGCGGGCUGAGCUAGCCAUGUGGUGUUGCUGUGACCUGCUGGAGUCGGACAGGGGCCUGUCUGCCCUGGCUUCCCAGUGGGGGAGGGGAUGAUAAGAAGUGGAAUCUGCCCUUCUGGUUCCUGUGACCCUUUCAGAGUGCGAUCCUCUAGCUUGUGCCCUGGGGCCAAUGACGCUUCCUGUUUCAGAGCAGGUACAUAAUCACUUCAGGAGGUACGAGGUCGAAUACCUGCAGUUUGCCUUUCGUUGGAUGAACAACCUGCUUAUGCGGGAGCUUCCUC
Molecule: messenger RNA, 3623 nt
Organism: Lemur catta (Ring-tailed lemur)
Lineage: Eukaryota; Metazoa; Chordata; Mammalia; Primates; Lemuridae
Gene: TBC1D22B
Product: TBC1 domain family member 22B
Exons: 11
Coding region: 209-1462 (417 amino acids)
Biological process (GO): activation of GTPase activity
Molecular function (GO): GTPase activator activity
Source: RefSeq, a predicted model, not a curated record